AAGUUUAUUUAAACGGAUUGUAAAGGAGAGCGACGUGGUGCGUAAAAGGAUCCUCUUUAGUUGCGCUUUCCCGCUUAUUGCGUACCGCGCGCGCGAAUGAGGAACCCGAGAAAAUUAAUAUGACAGAUGUUCAGUUGGUUAAUAAUUUGUUUACAAUUUUCCCCUGCAAGUGAGAUAAACAAAUCGCGUUAGUCGGGUAGAAAAGUAUUGCGAGGGUCCUCGGACACCUAUUAGGAUAAUCAACUUUCCCCUUCGCAGGGCCGAUGAGGCGGCACGGGUGCGACAAGAUCCCCUUCUUCUCGAGGCAUUUAAACGUUGUAAACUAUGUCUUGGAGUGACGAGACGAGUGUCGCGAUCCAAGAGAGGAACGACAGGAAGAGCGUACGCAAACAGAAACGAGCGCAUCACAGACUGCUCAAGGAUAUGAACAUUAAAUGUGCCGAGCUGCCUACGCAGCACCUGAUGAUAUGCAACGGCGGCCUGGUUACCGGUAUCAAGAGGGAGACGUUGCAGUGCGUGCUGGACGCCCUGAUCUCCAAGUACACUCUGAUAAUGCCGGCGGGCAAGUCUUACUGCUUCGUGACGUGCAAUUCGAGGGAGGACGCGACCUGCGUAUACAAUUACAUUCACGGGCGCAUUAAGCUUCCCGGCCAAAAUGGCCCGUUAUAUGUAUGCUAUACUGAAACAGUGUCCACCGUGGACGACGUUGCGACGGAUUCUGCAUUCCCCCCUGGGCUUACGUUGAUGGAGAAUUUUAUAACGGAGGAGCAAGCGGAAAGUCUGUUGGAGACGCUCACUUGGGACGAAGAAUCCGCCUCGUCGCAACUGAAACACAGACAAGUAAAGCAUUUCGGGUACGAGUUCGAGUAUGGCACGAACAUGGUGGAUAUCGACAAACCUAUCGCGCCGAUUCCCCAGAGCUACAAAUUUCUCCAGACCUUAUUCGACAAGCACGGUCACAAAUAUACUUAUGAUCAGUUGACCAUCAACAAGUACCUGCCUGGACAAGGUAUACCUUCGCACAUUGACACGCAUAGUGUCUUCGAGGAUACGAUAUUAUCUCUGUCACUCGGAUCCGCGUGCGUCAUGAACUUUAAGAAGGAUCGGAAGAUCGAUGUCCUCCUGCCAGCCAGGUCUCUGUUGAUUAUGGGGGGAGAGGCGAGAUACGCGUGGGCCCACGGCAUCUGCCCUCGUCGCAGUGACGUAAUCGAGACGAAAAAUGGGAGCACAACACAAGAACGUGGUACCCGGGUGUCCUUCACUUUCAGGAAAGUGCGACGAGGCGACUGCCACUGUGACUUCAAAGAUUACUGCGAUACCGCGAAAUGUGAUACUCUUGUCCAUAUCGACAGGGGGUUGGGAUUGGAAAGUUCGUAUGUACACAGGGUUUACGAGGAGAUAGCUAGUCACUUCAACGAGACACGAUACAAACAAUGGCCCAACGUAAUCAAAUUCCUGGAGAGCUUGGAAGAGGGCACGCUGUUGUUGGACGUAGGUUGCGGAAACGGCAAGUACCUUUGCGGAGGUCGAAAUGUAUACAAGAUGGGAUGCGAUCGCAGCUCCGGAUUGAUGGAUAUUUGUCACAAGCGAGGCUUCGAGGUCCUUCAGUGCGAUUGCCUGUAUCUGCCGUACAGAGACGAUUCCGUGGACGCGGUGAUCAGCAUUGCAGUUAUUCAUCAUCUGUCCACUCAGGAGCGAAGGCAACGCGCCAUCUCCGAGAUGAUUCGAGUUCUGAGGCCACGGGGGAGAUGCUUGAUCUACGUGUGGGCGAUGGAGCAACGCAAGAAUUCCAUGGAUUCGGCCUAUCUCAAGUCCGGCAAAAGAAGCAAGGAGACGGGCAAGAUCGACCGAAGCGGAAUCAAUCACGAGAGAACCUCCGAGUGUCGUUUAACAUUACCGAUACACGAAAACAGGACGAACUUCACUCACAGUGACAUGCUGGUUCCCUGGAAAAUGAAGAGCGGCGAAAAAUUUCUGAGAUAUUAUCACGUAUUUCGGGAAUACGAGCUCGCGAAAUUGUGUACAGAAAUACCAGCCGCCGUCAUCAACAAGGUGUACUAUGAUCAAGGCAAUUGGUGCGUGAUUUUGGAGAAAUGUACAAGGGUCGUGGAAUAAACACUAGAUUGACAUCUGAA
Messenger RNA from Vollenhovia emeryi, 2135 nucleotides. RefSeq names its product alkylated DNA repair protein alkB homolog 8. The transcript has 7 exons. Gene Ontology annotation, molecular function: nucleic acid binding; S-adenosylmethionine-dependent methyltransferase activity. Lineage: Eukaryota; Metazoa; Arthropoda; Insecta; Hymenoptera; Formicidae. The record is from RefSeq and is a predicted model, not a curated record. The coding region runs from base 325 to 2115 and encodes 596 amino acids.